UAUUGGCUGAAUAAGAAGCAGAUCAGGCAAAGGGAGAUUAAUCCUGUACUACUUUUAAGCGAUCUUGUGACUCACGAGAGUCUCACAAAUAGAAAAACAAAGGCAUCACAAGACUCUCAAGAACAAGUGUGUAAAAAGAUGGAUGGAGAAGUAAUGGAGAAAGCAGGGACAAGCAGCAUGACAGGUGCAACAAAGAAGAAAAGUGAGCAACAGGUGCUAGACGGUUCGGAUAUAAUGAAGUUGGUUGGGAAUGAGGAGGUGUUUAGCGACUUUGUUGAUCAUAAGUUCCAGGAACUUGAUAGAGACGAAGAUGGUCAGCUUUCUGUGAAGGAGCUUCAGCCUGCUGUUGCUGAUAUUGGUGUUGCCCUUGGCUUGCCUGCUCAGGGUUCUUCUUCUGAUUCUGAUCAUAUCUACUCUGAGGUUUUGAAUGAGUUUACUCAUGGCAAACAAGAGAAGGUAAGUAAGACCGAGUUUAAAGAGGUUCUCUCGGAUAUUUUACUAGGCAUGGCUGCUGGCUUGAAACGAGACCCUAUUGUCAUCCUCCGUAUUGAUGGAGAAGACCUGCAAGAGUUCAUCAAUGGCCCCAGCUAUGAAGCAGAGAUGGUCUCCAUAUUCUCUCAAAUAGACUCACCUCAUGAUUCACUACGUGAUUACAUUAUCAAGGCCCUCGAUAAACUUACUGUUGAACAAGGGAUGCCCCCUUCCUCUGAUUCUUGGGUUAUGAGCAACAUUGUGGAACCAGCCAUGCAGUCCUGUGGUAUAGAUGAACAUGGAAAACCUGUUUCUGAAGAGACAUUCUUGGUGGAGUUUAAGAAAGUAGCGGAGUGUGUAGCUCAACAUUUAAGAGAGCAGCCUGUUAUUGUUGCGCAUAGUGAAAACACUUUCGACGGAAGUGGCAUUAAGAGACUUCUAUCCAACAAGUUUGAAUUGGAAAAGACAAUCAAUACAGCUCUGGAGAAUGUGCCAAAAGAUCGUAAUGGAAAAUUGUCCAAGGACUAUUUACGUGUAGCAUUAGAUACAUUGGCUCCAUCAGCUGAUUUACCUCCAUUUGGUGCUGUUGAUCAGAUGGACAAGGUUUUUGGUGAUGCUUUCAAAAUGGUGAAUGCUGAUGAUGGGAAGAUAAUAAAGGAAGAAGAGUUCAAGAAGAUUCUGACUGAAAUUCUGGGAAGUAUUAUGCUGCAAUUAGAGGGCAAUCCCAUCCCAAUAUCUACAAAUUCGGUUGUGCAUGAGCCUCUUGCCACUCCUUCAUCUACACUUUUGCAGCCAUCUUCCUAAUUACGCUCAAUCAUAGGCUUUAUAUAUAUAUUUGAAGGGAAACAAAAAAGAGAAUACUUUUUUAUAUGUUAAGUAUUGCUAGCUUAAGUUGUGUAAUGUGUUAUUGUGGUUAUGAAAUUUGAUGCUUGAGAUAUGCAGAUAUAAAACUAAUUAAUUAAUUCGAGCAAAAGAUUGUUGUUGUCUCUUUUUCGAUGUACCAGCUAGAGGUUUGUUUUAUCCUUUAAUGGGAUUUGGGAACCUUCUAAUUAAUUAAUAUAGUUCUGUAUUUGCUUCUUCAAGGCUGUAAAAA
Messenger RNA from Pistacia vera, 1564 nucleotides. RefSeq lists its product as uncharacterized. Lineage: Eukaryota; Viridiplantae; Streptophyta; Magnoliopsida; Sapindales; Anacardiaceae. The transcript is spliced from 5 exons. Gene Ontology annotation, molecular function: calcium ion binding. The coding region runs from base 139 to 1275 and encodes 378 amino acids. The record is from RefSeq and is a predicted model, not a curated record.